Molecule: messenger RNA, 1647 nt
Organism: Plasmodium inui San Antonio 1
Lineage: Eukaryota; Apicomplexa; Aconoidasida; Haemosporida; Plasmodiidae
Product: DnaJ like subfamily C member 16
Exons: 1
Coding region: 1-1647 (548 amino acids)
Source: RefSeq, a predicted model, not a curated record
AUGAAGGUGGUAAACGUGAGGAAAAGAAAAAAAAUAACCAACAUGCAUUCCGUAAUUCUGCUAGUGUUGUCCUUUUUUUUGUCUUUCGGAAGAGGAAUGGAUUAUUACAAAAGGCUGGGGAUUAAAAGGAAUGCCAGCAAGGAGGACAUCUCAAAGGCAUAUAGGAAACUAGCCAAGGAGUAUCACCCGGAUGUGGCUCCAGAUAAAGAAAAAGACUUCAUAGAAAUAGCUAAUGCGUAUGAGACUCUGUCAGAUCCGGAGAAGAGGAAAAUGUAUGACAUGUAUGGCGAGAAUUACGCAGAUGGAGCAGCCGCCGGAGGUGGAGGAGCAUCACCAGGAGGAUUUGGAAGUGGCUUCCAUUUUGAUCAGGAUGUUGUAAAUGAAAUAUUUAGACAGUUCGCAGGAGGAGGAAGAGGUGCAGGAGGUGGUCGUGCGGGAAAUUUCCACUUCAAGUUUACCUCCUCAAGUGGUGGAGGUGCCGGAGGAGGAUUCCCCAAUUUUGGUCAUCAGUUUGAGGAUGAAUAUGAAGACAUAUACAAAAAUGAGGUGUUAAAAAUAAACUCGCAAAACUACGAAAAGGUAAUAAACGACGUCACUUACUCCCUGGUAAUAAAUUUCUAUUCUCCAGCAUGUUCCCACUGUAAAUCUUUCAAAAAGAAGUUUUUAAAAUUUUCCAAAAAGUAUGAUGGGUACUUAACCUUUUCUGUGGUUAACUGUCAAGAGGAAAAAAGCAUUUGCCGGAAAUAUAAUGUGAAGUCUCUUCCGCAUAUCAUUUUGUUAAAAAAAAAUAAAACGUUUGAAACGUUUUAUGGAAACAGAACGGAGGAGAAUUUAAUCAGCUUUAUUGAGCAGAACAUACCAUAUUUGUAUACCGAUAUUACUAGCCAGAGGAAACUGGACUCCUUUUUAGUGAAGAAUGUAGAAACGCCUAAGGUGAUUUUCUUCAUCUCGUACAAUGACGACAUAGUGAUGUUGAAGGCACUCUCCAUCGAGUUUGAAAAAAGAAUAGACAUAGGGGUGAUUUACAGUUCCAAUUAUAAUGUGAUGCAACUUUUCAGCAAAAGAAAUGUGAGGCCACCCUCCAUUCUGCUUGUCGAAGAUAUCGAUAGUCUCUCCGGGGACUUAACCUUUUUGAAAAAUUUCGAUUUCAACAUGUUGUCGCUUAAGUUGAGUCACAUCGUCGCGCAAAAUCGGCUGAAAAAUAAUCUGUAUGGACAUGUGACUUCCUACCAGGAGUUAACUAAGAAAAAAUUUGAAUCAGGUCAGUGUCACGAGAAAGACUCGCAGAUCUGCUUCCUCAUUUUGAAGCUGCUAAAACAGAGUUACCACAAAUUCGAUCAGGAUAUCAAGAAUGUGGCGGGCAAGUUCUCCAAAGAUCCGCUGAAAAUCAUGUACGUGAAUGUGUUUGAGCAGCCCUACAUUUUGGACUCCUUCGGGCUAGUCAAUGAAUGCAAGCAUCCCAAUUGCCUCUUCCUCGUCGCCUUCAGGCCGAAGCGGCAGAAGUUCCGCUUGCACGACGGCGAGGUCAACGUGCAGAGCGUGCACAAGUUCGUGGAGGACGUGGUCAGCGGUGGGCUUCCCAUCAACCAAGCCGUCAAACGCGGGCUCCGCUUCGUCAGCGCGCCGCACUACGCGGACGAGCUCUGA